This is a messenger RNA of Bolinopsis microptera, 4449 nucleotides long. RefSeq lists its product as uncharacterized. Gene Ontology annotation, cellular component: membrane; cytoplasm. Gene Ontology annotation, biological process: protein folding in endoplasmic reticulum. The transcript is spliced from 2 exons. The coding region runs from base 165 to 2573 and encodes 802 amino acids. Lineage: Eukaryota; Metazoa; Ctenophora; Tentaculata; Lobata; Bolinopsidae. The record is from RefSeq and is a predicted model, not a curated record.
UCAAAAGAGAUUUGAGUGUUUUAAUGAAAAAAUCACAUACCGUGAUGCAUUAAUUGUGGUUUCCUAAAGUAGCUUGAGUACAAAACAAUCUGACCAAUUAUAUGAUUUAAUUGAUAUCAAUUUAGUUUUUAAACUCUUGCUCCCAUUAACUGGUAAACUAACUAAUGUCAAUUCUUCAGGACACCAUGUCUCCUUUCAAUCAUUUUGUAUGGUUGUCUAUAAGCCUGUUUUAUAUGUGCUGUGCUGAAGUUAUUGUUGAGACACCACCAUCAAAUCUCCAGCAUCCCAAGCAUCAGCCUCAAGACUCAGAUGUAAAUGUUAUUUUAGAAAAAGAACAGGAUGACACUGUUCCUAGGGUUGGUGGUGAACAUGCUCCAGAAGACGUUAAUUCUGCAAUUCCCUUAGAUGAUCAAAAAGAAAAUGCUUCUGAAAUUAAAAGUGAGGAAAAGCACCAUACUGGAUCAUCAAAAGCAGUUGAAACCAGUAAUGAAGCAGUGGCACCAAAUGGAGCAACUGAGAAGCUUGAUGAGCCUGUGCUUGCAAAUCCAGUUGUAUUAGAAUCAAAGAACCAAGAGAGUGUAACUGAAGUAAAUAAUGAAGUCAUCAUUGAAGAGGAAGUCAGAAAUGAAGCUGUGGAAGCAGAAGAAUUGGAAACUGAUGAUACCAAUGAAGACGUUCCAUUAGCAUCGUUCAAAGAAUUUAGAGAAGAACAAAUGGAAAAAGAAAAGGAAACAAAAAAAGUGGAGAAAAGGAAAACUGAAGAUGUAGAUGACUCUGUCGUUGAAAAACCAAAACCAAAGCUCAUACAAAAGAACUAUGCUGACAAUUCAUGUGGGUCAAAAAUUGUUGACAGCAAAAAAGAAUUCAAAAAUAGUGGAACUAUCUUGAACAAUAAUAAAGAUCUGUAUGCUAUGAUCCCAUGUGAAGGGGCUAUUUGGUUUGUUGUGGAGUUGUGUGACACAAUUCAAAUUAAUGCCUUACAGUUAGCUAACUACGAGCUUUUUUCUUCCUCAAUAAAAGAAUUCAAAGUUUACACUGCAGAAACAUAUCCUCCCAAGGAAUGGAAACACCUUGGUACCUUUGAGACUGUGAACAGUAGACAAAUUCAGAAGUUUGACAUCGAAAAUCAUGGCGAUUACAGUAAAUAUGUGAGGUUUGAGAAGAUAACUUCUCGAGGUAAAGAACAUUUUUGUGUCCUUUCAACAUUUGAAAUAUUGGGAAUGAGUAUGGUGGAUGAGUAUGAAGAAGUGCAACAUCAACAGGAUGAAGAAGUUGAUCUCUAUGAGCAGCCUCUUGACUCUGAUGAUCCACCAGAUACUGAACCAACUGAUAAAUCUCUCAUUCAAGGGGCUAAAGAUACAGUUAAAAAUAUAGUUGAUAGUGCACUCAAUGUAUUGGGUGUAUCAAAGAGUGAGGAAAUUGUUAAAGAGGAGGUUGUUAAAAACGACACAAUUCUUUCUAAAGAUGAGGCACCACCAAGCUCUGUGGGGGAGGAAGCUGUCAAACCUACUGAGGAAAGUGUUAUAAUAAAAGUAGAUGAAAUGGGGAAAGAAAUAAAAAAUGAGGGUGUACCAGAAAAGAGGCUGAAAGGAGAGGAAGAUGUCGCUGAUGUGAGUUCAAUCCCUCCAACUGUGGGAACUCCGGAUCCUCCCAGUGCACCUGAUAGGGAAGCAAUAAUGGAAGCAGUUGAUCUUUCUAAGCAUGAUGAGGUUAAGAAGCCAGAUGUGAAGGGGGAGGGGGAGCCAGAAAUUGUUGUUGCAGUUGUUCAACCAAUAUCACCUGACGUUAAACUUGAGAGUGCUGAGAGCAAGCCUCAAGAAAAAAUCGAAAAAGUUCCUGAGACUUCAGAACCAAAGCCUGAUGGAGGGGCUUCUGAAAAAGGUGUGAUUAUGACGAAUAGUCCCAAGAAGAACUCUAUUUUUGUAGAGCUGGACAAAAAGAUAAAAGAAUUGGAAAAGAACUUGUCACUUUCCAACGAUUAUCUUGAAACACUUUCUAGCAGAUACAAACGGGUUGACCAAUCUUUUAAGCCUCUUCAAAAGACUUUGUCAACUAUUGAUGAAGUAAUGGUUCGCUUUGAAGAUCGACUGCAAAACUUGGAAACAAAAUUUGCAAAAUUUGAAACAGCUCUUGAAUCAUAUCUGCUACACAUGGAAGAUUCAAAAUCAAAAUCGAACACUUUAGUAACAAGUACCAAUCUCAUUCUCUUCCUACUUCUCAUCAUGCUUUACUUUCUGUGGCGGAUGUCCUACAAGGUUAAUCAGAUAUCUUAUUGUGUAAUUGAUCAGCCACGUGAAAGCAAGGCUACUUUUGUCACCCCGGAAAUCAGCCACACUACUGAUUCUAACUCAUCUAGAAAAAGACAGAGAUCCAAGCCCCAAAAGGUGACAGGAGGGUUCAGGAGUCGGGAUACAAGCCCCAGGCCAGGCUUGUUAUCACAUAAAAGUGAGUCUAAUCUGCCUAAGAAAAUGGGUACUGAAAGUAAAAAAUCUUUGGAGUCGGUACAAAUGGACUUGAUAUAUCCUCAGCAGAAAUCUCCCAUACUUAAAAGGAAAGCAAAGCAUGUACGGUAGAACUAUUAAUCUCUGUUUAUGAACAUUUUAUUUCACAUUGAAAUGAUAAUCUAAGGAGGAGACUCAGGAGAAAUUCAUCAUGUUACAAAUUUCUUUGCAAACUUUCAGAAUUAGAUGAUUAAGAAUUUUGAAUUUUAAAUGUUGUGAUUUCUUUAUUGAUUCUUAGAAUAAUAUAUAAUUUGAUCCUAAUAUGCUACUAUGUCCUGGCGGAUUUUUAUGUCAAAUAUAUUUAUAAACAUGGUUUAAGCUAAAUCUUGCAAACAAACAAAAAAAGGAUCGUUUACAGGAGAACUUGUAGUUUAUCAUCUUAUUCUGGACCGGUCACUGAGAGUGAUAACGUUUGAGCUGUCAUGCUUACACAUUAUGUUAAUAAUGUAACACUGACUCAUGAAACUUGUUGGUAAGAUGACCUUGUCUUGAUAUUCUAUUAAAAUCUGUUUUUUGUUGUUUGAGAACUUGAAAACUUAUUAACUUUUAAUUAAAUAAAAAAAGUUUCUUCAGAUACUUAAUUAUAUUGAUUGAUUGUGGUUGAUUAAAUUUUCAGUUGUUUUCUGUACACUAUUUGAUUGCAGUUCUGAAUUCUAAAGUAAUUGUUAAGAUAAAGCUUACAGGGGUAGGUAGUUAAGGAACUUGGUAUUAUUGAAGAUUUUGAUUUUAUUCUGAUUUUUUCAGCAACACUAGUUUUUUUUCAGGUAGAACGGUCUCACAACUUAUUUUUGUGUGAAAAUUUGUGUGCGUUUUCAAUGCAACAAUGAAGUUAUUUAGCAUCUAAAAAUUAAGUGAAACAUUUAGUAUAACAUUUAUCACAAAUGCAAUUGGCUAUAGCACUCCGACUAAGAGCAGUGCAAUUUAGAUACUUUUGUUAAUAACCAUUAUAAUAGCAUGUUUUGUAUUAACUUAAUUCUUUCUCCCAGUAAGAAUGUGGAUGGAAUAUGGCUGAGUCGCCGACGUCAGUGUUAACGCAGACGUUUGAAUCACUCUGUGUAGAUAUUGGUAGUGAGACCGAUCCCAAUGAUACCCCAGACAAGAAGAAACAGACUUCUCGCGGUACUAAAGUCAGACAUAACUCCGACUCUGUGUUCGCUAUCGAUAAGAAUAAGGGGAGACGCAUAACGAAAUGUAAACAGAGUCUUUCCCCCAAACUGCGUAAAGAGCAAGUAGAGCAAUUCCUGGAGUCCACAACAGAGGAGCACACAACGCCGCGACGUUCAGCGCGGCGCUCCACACGACGCCGCCACACUGUCGGAGACCCAGCACCCUCGGCACCAGCAACACCUGGGCCGCAACAACACGCGCGCGGGUGUCGUGUACAAGCUAACGAUGUCACUGUAGAUGAACUGGCGGGGUACAUGGAGAAUGCUCUGUUUAUCCCACGACCUAUGAGCUCCAUGGCUGAAAUGAUGUACACGUGAUCUCAACAACUUUACUUCACAGUAAUGCGCACCAAGUCUAUGAUUUUAUCUCGGAUGAGAGUUGUAAAUUAAGUAUAGAGGUUAAAUUGUUGAAUACUCUUUUGUAGGGCACAGGAUACAUUGCUUUUUAUUGCACUAUUUUGUACGCCUAAAAAUACAACGAAACACUUAAUGUUGUAUUUAAAUGGUAUUGGGCCUUAUACAAACAAACAAACAACAUUGUACUUUUUUAUGAUGAAGAAACAUACGGGUUAAUUUCAUAAUGUAUAUUUAUCAAAAAUUAGAGUUGAGGUUAUGUCAUCUUGCAAUUACGAUGCAAAUGAUACGAUUAUCAUUAUAUUGUUGUACAUUUCUUAAAAGGUAUGAAAAAAUAAUGAUGUGAAAAUGAGUGAAAAGCUAAAAUAUGACUAGAUUUGAACGUAUCAACCGAACUUUGUUUCCAGUAAAAUAUAUAUUGUAAAAGA